Messenger RNA from Chara braunii, 1436 nucleotides. The record is from the annotation of a GenBank genome assembly. NCBI's taxonomy places the organism in Eukaryota, Viridiplantae, Streptophyta, Charophyceae, Charales, Characeae.
UUGAUCACCUUCGACUGUACAGUGUGCGCAUGCCUUCCGGUGGACGACCAUACGUUGUCGGCGUUCAAGGUCGCCAUCGCCGUAGCUUGUCGCCGUUCGCAGUGGUGGCGUCCACGUUUCUUCACGGAGGCGGGAUAUCGUCGUUCCGCGUGGCGGUGUUUGCGGAGUUUUGGCGGUUGCGGUGGGUUCCGGUGUCGUCGAUGGAAGAGGCGUCCGGGAUGGUUAUUGAUGGCAUUGUCAGGGGUCGUGCUUUAACGACAGAUGAGAGGACGGCUAUUGCUGCGGCGGUGAAUGUCGUCCUCUAUCGUUGUCAAGUGGAGAGAACCGCGGGGAAGAUCAAAGCAGCUGCUCGCGUGCGACGGAAGGUGACAGCACUGGCGAGCAGCGGUGAAGGCUUGGACCUGGGAGCACUUUCGGACGCCGUCCUCCAGGUGUGCUACGCGUUGGGGUGCGGCGCGUUUCCGAGGGUGACUCCAAGAUGGUGGAUGAAGCAGCGGACGGGAGGAACAUGGGAGGACCUGCGCCAAAGCGACGACGCCACCGACGACUACUUCAGAGACAAGCUCCGAAUGUCGCCACGUGUAUUCCGCGAAAUAGCGGAAACGCUUUCUCCAUACCUGCAAUGGCGUGUGACGUUUUACAGAGUGCCUUUGCAACCAGAUCACAUCGUGGCGUACGCUCUCUAUAGGUGGGCGUCGGGUGAGACCUACGACAGCGGAACGUGCAGCUUGGGCAUCGAGAGGGCUUCUGGCAGCACGGCGAAGGCGGUCGUGUUGCGCGCGUUUGCAGACAAGGGAUUUCCAAAUUGCCACGGGUGCAUCGACUGCACCCACAUCUACGUGGACAAACCCGCCAACGCGAACGGGGAGGACUACUGUGAUCGGAAGAGGCGAUUCUCUGUCCAGGCGCAGGUUGUCGUCGACAUGAAUUUGCGUGUGCUGGACGUCUUCGUCGGUUACCCUGGCAGCGUGCAUGACAUGAGGAUGUUACAUUUGUCCAGUUUGUGGGAGCGCGCGGAGUCUGGAAAACUUUUCACUGGCCCGCAUGUCAUGCUGCCGUUCGGUGUCCGAACAAAUGGAUACUUGCUCGGCGACAACGGCUAUCCCCAGUCGGAAUGGAUUCUCGUCUCGUAUGGAGGUCUCGCGCAGCAUCCCACGGAGGCACGGUGCGACAACAAGCAAAAGACAACGAGGGGAGCGGUAGAGAGGGCGUUUGGAAGAUUGAAGGGCAUGUGGAGGUUAUUCCUGCGCACGCACAAGUGCAACAUGGACACGUUGCCGCAAGAGUUCAUCGCGGUGUGCAUCCUCCACAACAUACUGAUCGACGCAGGCAUUCCCUUCGACGACAACCUGUUGUGGGAGGUGGGUCCGGAUGGCGUCUGACGCAGGGUGGAUCUGGGCAUGCAUGCGCCGCUGCGUCCUGUUUGCAUGGAGUCG